This is a messenger RNA of Heteronotia binoei (common prickly gecko), 5245 nucleotides long. RefSeq names its product centlein (gene CNTLN). Gene Ontology annotation, biological process: protein localization to organelle; centriole-centriole cohesion. The transcript has 26 exons. Bases 410 to 4354 code for a protein of 1314 amino acids. Gene Ontology annotation, cellular component: centriole; centrosome. The record is from RefSeq and is a predicted model, not a curated record. NCBI's taxonomy places the organism in Eukaryota, Metazoa, Chordata, Lepidosauria, Squamata, Gekkonidae.
GCGCGAAAACUGUUACACAUGCGCUUUGAAUACUGGCAAAAACCUUCCCGCUUUCCUUCUUCCGUUUCUGCCUCUUGUCCGUUAAACGAGCAACUCUAUUACGUGUUUUUUCUUGUGGUUCUUAGCGCCGCCCGCAUCUUUUUUUUUAACCCCUCCAAAAAGAAUGUGUAUGUCGGAAGGGAUAGGGAAAGAAGUAGGCGGGCGGGUUCCUGGAGCGGACGUCUCAUUGGUCGACAGGCGCGUUUUCAAUUUUGUAAUGGCGCUGUGGCGGUGGGCGGUUUAUAAUGUUUUCUCGACCUAGAGACUUAGCUCUCCCCCUUCAUCUUGUUUCCUUAAACCCCCAAAUCAGCAAUUUUUAAAAGUCCGUUUUUCAUAGCAGUCUUAGUUCCCAGCGUGCUUAAUACUUAGCAUGGAUUCUUCCAAUCGCAAGGAUCCCGCCUCUUCAGCUGCAUCUCGAGUCUUAGUGCUGGAGGAAGAAGUCAGGAGCCUGAAUGAGGAGCUGAGGCAGUGCCAGGCUGAUAAAGAAUUUGUAUGGUCUUUAUGGAAGCGUCUCCAGGUCGCAAACCCAGAUAUUUCACAAGCAGUAAGCUUAGUUGUGGAAAGAGAAAAGCAGAAAGCUGAACUCAAGGACAGGACGGUUUUGGAGAUUUUGCAAGUCAAAGACAGCAGAAUACAGGCACUGGAGCAGAGAACAUCUGGGCAACAAGAAGAGAUAAACAAUCUGGUACGGAGGAAAAUUGCUGUAGAUGAGGAAAAUGUCAUCUUGAAGAGUGAACUCUGCCUCUUGCAGCAGAAAUUUACAGAUAAAAUCCAGGAACUUAAGGACACCAAGGAGUGUGCAGUGAGAAAGGAAGAGCAAAGCAGGCUGGUUAUAAAAAAUCUGGAGGAGGAAAAUGAGGGAUUAAGUACACGCUAUGCUGACCUGCUAAAUGACCUGGAGAAACUGAGGAAGCAGGAGGCACAAUGGAGAAUAGAAAAAUCUGGCAUUGAUGCAAAAAUAAAGAAUUUGGAAGCUGAUUUGACAGAUGCAAGAGUGCAAAUGGAAAUCUUUCACAGUAGAUGCAAUGAUUUGGCAGCACAACUGGGAAUUAAACAGACUGAAUUAACACAAAAGGAUUUAGAUGUAGCCAGAGCCAGGAAGGAGUUGCAGGAGCUGCAGAAUCUCUACAAACAAAACACUGAACAUGCAGCACAGCAGGCAGAGCUGAUCCAGCAGCUUCAGGCUCUCAAUAUGGAUACGCAGAAAGUACUGAAAACUCAGGAAGAUGCUCACACAGCUGAAACAAUAUCAUAUCAAAAACUCCAUAAUGAAUUGACUCUAUGUUGUGACAAACUCAAAGCAAGUGAGAUUCAGCUCCAGCAAAGUCAAGUUUCUCUCCAGAAUCAGCUGUUUGAAAAAGAACAACAGAUCAAUCAGCUGGAAAGCCAACUUCAGCAGGCACUCAGUUGUGCCUCUUCACUACCUCAAGAAACUUACCCAGAUCAGAGAAAAGAGAAAUUCCACCAAUAUUCUUUAAGGCAAUCAGAAUAUCUUAUAACAGCACAAAAAUCUGAAAUAAAGUUUUUGCAAGAAAAAUUGAAAAGAGCAACUUGUACACCAACAGAUCGUACCCUUUGCAGCAGAUAUUUCCUGGAUCGCAUCAACGUUAGAACUGGGAAGAAAUACAAGGAACCACCUGUGAAACGUUCAAGGUCUCUGUCCCCAAAGAGCUUUUUGAGAGAGUCAAAGGAACUAAAGAAGCUUCAAAUAGCUGAAAGAAAGAUUGAAAACUUAGAGAAGUCACUACAGUUAAAGACUCAAGAAAAUGAUGAGCUAAGGCAAGCCCAUGAAAAGCGCAAAAAAAGGCUGCAGAUGUUACAGACCAACUACAGAGCAGUAAAAAAGCAAUUAAAGCAGUGGGAGGAGGGCUAUAGCGAGAUCGGAAGUAGCGAUAGGGGAAAGAAACGUUCGGAUCCCCAACAGUUAUGCCAAGAAGAUUCUGAUGCUGUAUGGAAUGAGCUGGCUUAUUUCAAAAAGGAACACAAAAAGCUACUGAUUGAAAAACUGAAUUUAGAGGAAGAAUUGGAUCAGAUGAAAGUAUGUGUAUCUAGGGAUAAAGCUACAAUACAAGAACUGAAUCUGUGUCUUCAACAAGAAAGAGAAGAGCUGUUCUUUAGACUUGGUGAAGAGGAUGGGGUCAAGAGCAGUACUCCAAAGAAGAAUGUGAAAGAAAUAUCAGCACAGACAUUACAGAAGGUUUCCCAGUUGGAAAGAAGGCUGAAAGGGUUUGAGAAGGAAUCAAGUCAAUUGUUGGAAGUUAACGAAGGGUUAAUAAAGGACAACAGUGAUCUGAAAGUAUCUCUUAAGCAGCACAGAGAAGAAGCAGAGGCCAGAAAGUGGGAGGUGGAGAAGCUACUGCAAAAGAUCAAAGAAAUAAAGCAGGACAAAGCAGAGCUUCAGUUAAUGAUAGAUGGGCUGAUGGGAGAGGUCACCUCUCUGAAGAGGCAAGUGGCAGAAGCCAACACACUGAGAAAUGAAAAUGAGGAUCUGCUGAGUCAGAUGAGGCAAAUGCAGGCUUCCCUGAAUAAAGCAAGGAUGGUGGAUACUAUGGCCACAGUGGAGGCAACCUGUCGGCCAUGUAAAUGUAAGACUGCUAACUCCAAAGUAAAGUGGAAAACAGGGAAGAAAAAGAGCUCUGUGAAACGUCACCAAUCUUUCCUCAAUCAGUCCAUCAAGGUUAUGAGCGGUGCAUUUGAGAACUUCAGUAAGGACGGCUGGGAGGAUAUGAGUGAAAGCAGUGACUCUGAAAUACCAACUUCUGAAAGUCUGGGGACUUUCAUUGCAAAAACAGCCCAAGAGAUUCCAAUGAUAGGCAAAAAGGAUGAGCAAGAACAAAAUAAGUCUGAAGAGAGCAAUCUACCUUCCUGUACUGUGCAUUUAGAUGGCACAAACAAGUCAUAUAUAAAGGACAAAGGUGUAGAACUAGCCCCUUUCCAAAAGAAGAAGACCCUUAAUUCUGUCCAUGUUAGUAAAGUAAACAGAGAGAAGAAAAGAAAUAUUGUGGCCCAGAAACCUGGCUGUUCUGCUUCUCUAUGGGGACGGAUUACAUCCUUACAGCAGCAGUUAGCAGUUCUACAGAAUUCAAAAAGAACAACAGUAUCUACUCUCCAAAAGUCUAAGGAAGAGAAUAAAAAAUUAACAUCUCAGAUACAUUUAACUGAACAAAGACUUCAAGCCAGCAAACAAACAAUUCAGACACUGAUGUCCAACCUGACUGAGUUGCAGCAAGAAAAAUCAGAUUUGCAAGGAAAAUUGGACCACCUGACACAAUCUACCAAACUGAGAGAGGGCCUGUCUCCUGUGAAAUCUGGCCAUACGGGAAGUGCUCCAGCAACUCCACUAAAGAAUGUAGAUUUGGAAAUGAAGCAGCUGCAGUAUAAACUGAAGAAUGCAAAUAAUGAAAUCACUAAACAGUCAUCAGCCGUUAAAUCUUUGAAAAAUGAAGUCCAAGGUAAAGAAGAACAGAUGCGGGAACUGCAGGAAAAGAUUUCUCGAAUGGAGAGAGACUUAAGUAUGAAAAGGCAUUUAAUAGAAGACUGGAGAAUGCGGAUGAAAGCUAAUCAGGAAAAGGAGAGAGCCUUUAAAGAAACAUUGCAAACUCUUGAAGAAAAGGUAAAGGCAUUGACUGAAGACUGUUCAAAUAAAAAAACAUCAAUUGAUUCACUAAAGCAAAGGCUUAACAUCGCUACAAAAGAAAAGGCACAGUACGAGCAGCUGUAUCGCAAAGCUACAGAGGAGGUGGAAAAAAGGGAGCUUAAAGUCGCCAAUCUAGAAGGCAAAAUGGUUGAGGCUGAAUGUGCCAUGACGGAACUGGAAACAACUGCCUCCCAGCAGCUCCAUGGUUUGGCAAGACAAAGUGGGCAGGCACUUGAAGUAGUGCAGAAAAAGUUGAUCAUGGCCAAUGAAAAAGUGGAAGAGUUUGUUACCUUUGUGAAGACUUUGGCCACAGAGCUGCAGCAUAUUGUGAAGGAGAUCCGAACCCAAAUAAGGCAUACUAAAAAAAUGCAACAAGAGAAAAAAUAUGGCAGUGGCAUUUCAAAAGAGUCAGCUCACCGGGCCCAGUAUUUGGCUGCCUCUAUCCUUAACAUAUCAAAGACAGACUUGGAUGAAAUACUUGAUGUUGAAGAUGAAGAGGAGAUGGAACAGAUGAAAAGAGAACAUGAAAAUGACAAGGAGUGGAUGAGCUACUUACAGAAGCUUUUGGAAGGACAGUUUCCUUUUGCUUCGUAUUUAAUGGAUGCUGUGCUGGAAAAACUAAAUGAGCAGAAGAAACUGGCAGAAGAAUACAGUUCUCUUAUGAAACAAAUGAUGUAACAAUGCUGGAGAACUGAAUUUUGACCUUUUUUGUGUGGGCGGCUAAUGUUAAGGACUAAUUCACAAUUCAUAUUAGCAAGUUGUUUGGUGCAUUUGCACCAAAAUAGGAAAGUUCCAUAUUUGAACAUACAGUAAAUGAGCACCAAAAUGCUAUGGAGUUGUGCAGAGAACACUAGUUAAAACCUACUAAAUUAAUCUUAGUAUAAUGUGUGAACCAUCCCUUUCUAAAUCCUAUUGGACUCAGUAGGACUUAAUUUAAAGUGAUCAAGUUUUUGAUUGGGCUGAAGAUCUGUUUCUUUCUGAUAGGGAUAUAUUGCUAGACAACUUCUAUAGUGAUUGUAUUGCAUAUCAGCUGUGGAACAAUUAUUAUUUACACCCCCAUUUCUGCUGCAAAUUACUUAAGUACUGUGUUCCUAAGCACAGGAAUUCCAACAAGCGUAUGAAAACAGCACUUGUUUGUCCAGUUGCACAUUUUUGAAGAUGCCAUUGUAAUGGGUUUAACCUUAAGAGCAAGGAAUACAUGAUGGGCCAAUCCACUGGAAUCUUCUUUCACAGCUGUACUCGCACCAUGUGUGUUCCAUUCAGGGAUGUGUUUGAAAGAUAUCUUUACACCUGAUUGGGCCAUACAUUCUCAUGUACAAGGAUGCAAAUUUCAGUUAGUUCUUUUGAAAUUUUAGGAUGUUCUUUUGGAUUACAACUCCAAUCAUCAUGAAGAUGAUAGGUCAUCUAUAAAUUCUGUGUUUAUUUUGAAAUAUAUAUUUUAAAAAGCAUGGUGUGAAUUCAAAUUUAGAAGACAUUUACCGUAAUUCUUAUUUUUGACUGUGAAAGUGUGUACUAAAGUGUGUUCAAUGUAUUUAAAAGUAUUUAAGAAUAAAUGGUUUUGAUAUUGUG